AUGACCCCUCCUCGACGCGGACGGUCGCCGCCUCCACACUUCGACGACGAUUCCUCCAUCCUGCCUACUCGCCAGAUUGAGAAUUUCACGCGCACUGCUGUUACAACCGCAUCGUCUCUCAUCGCUUCGCCCUUUUCCAACAAUGAUGGUGCGCCUGGACAUGAGCACUUUCGCUCAGCCUUGCGCCUGUCAAAACGGCCGAUGAUCCAGCGCUCCGUUUUCUCGUUCGCCAAAGCCAACCCUCGCGAGCUUAUUCGUUCCAAUUUCAACACAUCUGAGAUCGAGCAUCGAGCAUUGACAUACCUCCCCGAUGAGCUCCUACGGAACAUGCCCGAGAGCUCUUCUCCGUUUAGUCUUUUUGAAGGAUUCCGCGCCAGCUUACCGGAAGGAGACAGCCCGCCGAGGAAAGGGAAACGGGGCCACGGUCGACAUGGGAGUAAAGUGGGACAGAAGAUGUUGGAAGGGGUGGAAGAGGAGCGCAGUGGGCCGCCGAAGUUACAGAAGGUGCGGAAGGAGAAGGAUCGAUUGGAGCACAAGUUGGAAAUGAUGGGGAUCCGUAAGACCAUGUGCGCGAGCGAGAUUCGCGAAAUCGACAACAAGAUAACAAACCUCAAUACCAUGCGAAAGGUCAUUCUGGAACGACUAGCCGGUCUAGAGGAGGAGGAGCGAGAUAUUGAUCUUGAGCUGGGAGAGGUUCUGGAGAGGUUCGAGAUGGUACAAGAGCAGAUUGCAGACGAGGCGGCCUUGGCUGCGAAGGCCAGUCCUGAGGCAGAACCGGACGCCGCGGACAAUGCUGAAGGUGAGAGCGAUGGCUUCAUGAGCGAAAGUAUUUACGRGCAGCUCCCUAAAGCCGUUGCUGCGCCAUCCACACCACCAAAAACUAAGCGGAAAAAGACGCCCAGGCGAGUAUCGAGUAUGCCGGUAUUGCACGAACACAUGGAGCCUGGCAGUCGUAUACGAGAGCUCCAGGCGCACAACGACAUUAUUACGGCCCUCGACUUCGAUGCGCCUUUCGGUGUGGCGGUGACAGCUGCACUGGAUGACACUGUCCGUGUAUGGGAUCUUAACGCUGGGAGAUGCAUGGGUCUGCUCGAAGGCCACCUCUCCAGCGUAAGAUGUCUACAGGUUGAGGAUAGCAUCUGUGCGACUGGAAGUAUGGACGCCAGCAUUCGCCUUUGGGAUCUCAGCCAGGCAGACUAUAAUCCUCAAGCUCCAGCGGAAACGCUUGUAGAAGAGGAGGGUGAGGAUGAUGACGCAUUAUUCGAGUCACCGGCCCAACAGCAGGUUCGGGCACCUGCUCCCGAACAGACAGGAGAUGCCAUGAAAGAUUGUCACUUGUUCACACUCUCUGCACACGUCGCGGAGAUCACAGCUUUGAACUUCCGCGGCAACACAUUAGUAUCGGGCUCCGCAGACAAGACUCUCCGGCAGUGGGACUUGGAGAAGGGGCGGUGUGUUCAGACCCUGGAUGUGCUGUGGGCUGCUGCGCAAGCCGCGUCACAAGUGAACCCCGGCUCCUCGUCAAACCUCAACCCCACCAUAACUACAGGCGGUGGCGCUGACAGCGGAGGAUGGUGGAGACCGACCGGCGGCAGACUACAGUCCGCGGAAUCAGACUUCAUCGGCGCGCUGCAGGUCUUUGAGACAGCACUUGCGUGUGGUACUGCGGACGGAAUGGUCAGACUGUGGGAUUUAAGGAGCGGAAUGGUACAUCGGAGUCUCGUGGGACACACAGGCCCUGUUACGAGCUUGCAGUUUGAUGAUGUCUAUCUUGUUACCRGGAGUCGGGAUCGAAGUAUUCGGAUAUGGGAUCUUCGAACAGGCAACAUCCACGAUGCUUUUGCGUACGAUGCGCCAAUCACAGCGAUGCAGUUUGACGCUCGACGAAUCGUGGCCGCCGCUGGUGAGGAUGUGGUCAAGGUAUAUGACAAAACCGAUGGGAGGCAAUGGGAUUGCGGAGCUGGAGUCAGCUGGAAUGAGGGUGAAGGUGGUGUGAAGCCGUCUGUCGUUGAAAGAGUCAAGAUCAGAGAUGGCUAUAUGAUAGAAGGGAGAAGAGACGGUGUCGUUGGGGUUUGGUCAUGCUGA
Ramularia collo-cygni is the source of this 2085-nucleotide messenger RNA. RefSeq names its product related to Mitochondrial division protein 1. The coding region runs from base 1 to 2085 and encodes 694 amino acids. Gene Ontology annotation, cellular component: SCF ubiquitin ligase complex. Gene Ontology annotation, molecular function: protein binding; ubiquitin-like ligase-substrate adaptor activity. The transcript has 3 exons. The record is from RefSeq and is a predicted model, not a curated record. NCBI's taxonomy places the organism in Eukaryota, Fungi, Ascomycota, Dothideomycetes, Mycosphaerellales, Mycosphaerellaceae. Gene Ontology annotation, biological process: protein polyubiquitination.